Messenger RNA from Argentina anserina (silverweed cinquefoil), 1156 nucleotides. Its product is annotated as DNA-(apurinic or apyrimidinic site) endonuclease. Bases 29 to 1108 code for a protein of 359 amino acids. NCBI's taxonomy places the organism in Eukaryota, Viridiplantae, Streptophyta, Magnoliopsida, Rosales, Rosaceae. Gene Ontology annotation, cellular component: nucleus. The record is from RefSeq and is a predicted model, not a curated record. Gene Ontology annotation, biological process: base-excision repair. Gene Ontology annotation, molecular function: DNA-(apurinic or apyrimidinic site) endonuclease activity; phosphoric diester hydrolase activity; double-stranded DNA 3'-5' DNA exonuclease activity. The transcript is spliced from 9 exons.
UAGAGAGCUCAGAGAGGCUUUGGGAACGAUGAAACGUUUCUUUCAACCGGUAGAGAAAGAUGGGUCUGCCAAAAAACCAAACCUUUCAUCUACCAAAAGUGAAGAAACUUCAAUGGAGGACAAACCCAAGAAGGACCCGACCAAGUUCUUAACUUGGAAUGCCAAUAGCUUUCUUCUUCAGAUCAAGAACAACUGGCCUGAGUUCACCAAGUUCAUCACCACCUUUGAUCCCGACGUCAUUGCGAUACAGGAAGUUAGGAUGCCUGCUGCCGGUUCAAAGGGUGCACCUAAACGCCCAGGAGAGUUGAAAGAUGACACUAGCUCGUCACGUGAAGAAAAGCAGAUAAUAAUGCGUGCCCUAUCAAAUCCACCCUUUGGAGAUUAUCGGGUUUGGUGGUCUCUUUCAGAUUCAAAGUAUGCAGGGACUGCAUUGAUUGUAAAGAAGUGUUUCCAACCCCAAAAUGUAUUUUUCAAUCUCGACAGAAAAGCUUCAAAGCAUGAACCAGAUGGUCGGGUUAUUUUAGCUGAAUUCAAGACAUUUCAAUUAUUGAAUACAUAUGCACCAAACAAUGGCUGGAAAGAGGAAGAAAACUCAUUCCCAAGGAGAAGAAAAUGGGAUAAAAGAAUUUUAGAGUUUUUCUUGCAAUGUUCAGAUAAGCCUCUCAUAUGGUGUGGCGAUCUGAAUGUCAGCCAUGAAGAGAUUGAUGUUAGUCAUCCAGAUUUUUUCAGUGCAGCAAAGGUUAACGGUUACAUUCCUCCAAAUAAAGAGGAUUGUGGACAGCCUGGAUUUACCUUGUCAGAGAGAAGGCGGUUUGGAAACAUAUUGAAAGAGGGAAAGCUAAUAGAUGCAUACCGAUUCCUACACAAAGAGAAGGACAUGGAGGGUGGCUUCUCCUGGUCUGGAAAUCCCAUUGGAAAGUAUAGAGGCAAAAGGAUGAGAAUAGACUAUUUUGUAGUUGCAGAGCAACUCAAAGAUAGGAUUGUUUCAUGUGAGAUGCACGGGCGAGGGAUUGAAUUACAAGGCUUCUAUGGAAGUGAUCAUUGCCCAGUUACACUCGUGCUUUCAGAAGGACAGCCGAGUUCUAAGGAGAGUGACUUAACUGCUUAACUGUUAACCAUAUAUGACAAUCCUGAGUGUUUUAGAAUGAAGCAUAUC